Capra hircus (goat) is the source of this 1597-nucleotide messenger RNA. Its product is annotated as rho guanine nucleotide exchange factor 10-like protein. The record is from RefSeq and is a predicted model, not a curated record. Gene Ontology annotation, cellular component: cytosol. Gene Ontology annotation, biological process: SREBP signaling pathway; actin cytoskeleton organization; positive regulation of stress fiber assembly. NCBI's taxonomy places the organism in Eukaryota, Metazoa, Chordata, Mammalia, Artiodactyla, Bovidae. Gene Ontology annotation, molecular function: protein binding; guanyl-nucleotide exchange factor activity.
GAGGCAUCCCCUGGGACCUGGAGAGCCCUCCCGUGUGCCUGCCUGUGGGGCCGGGACCUGUCCGCGCCCUGCUGAGCCUGGAGGAGGCCGUGUGGGCCAGCUGUGGGCCCCGGGUCACCGUCCUGGACGCCACCAGCUUGCAGACUCAGCAAAGCUUCGAGGCGCACCAGGACGAAGCCGUGAGCGUCACGCACAUGGUGAAGGCGGGCAGCGGCGUCUGGAUGGCCUUCUCCUCUGGCUCCUCCAUCCGCCUCUUCCACACCGAGACGCUGGAGCAUCUGCAGGAGAUCAACAUCGCUACCAGGACCACCUUCCUGCUCCCAGGCCAGAAGCAGCUGUGUGUCACCAGCCUCCUGAUCUGUCACGGUCUGCUCUGGGUGGGCACCGACCAGGGCGCCAUCGUGCUGCUGCCGGUACCUCGGCUGGAAGGCAUCCCCAAGAUCACAGGGAAAGGCAUGGUGUCACUCAACGGGCACUGUGGGCCCGUGGCCUUCCUGGCUGUGGCCACCAGCAUCUUGGCCCCGGAUAUCCUGCGGAGUGACCAGGAGGAGGCUGAGGGGCAGCAGGCCGAGGAGGACAAGCCAGACGGGCCGGCUCCUGAGCCGGCGCCGGUGCCCGCGAGCCACGUGGGCGGGGAGCUGACCCGCAAGAAGGGCAUCCUUCUGCAGUACCGCCUGCGCUCCACCUCCCACCUCCCGGGCCCGCUGCUGUCCGUGCGGGAGCCAGAGCCUGCAGACGGCUCGGCCCUGGAGCACAGUGAGGAGGACGGCUCCAUCUACGAGAUGGUGGACGACCCCGACGUCUGGGUGCGCAACCGGCCCUGUGCCCGUGACGCCCACCGCAAGGAGAUCUGCUCCGUGGCCAUCAUCUCUGGAGGGCGCGGCUACCGAAACUUUGGCAGCGCCGCCGGCAGCCCCGGGAGGCCGGCCCCGUGUGGGGAGACGGACAGCACCCUCCUCAUCUGGCAGGCGCCCUUGAUGCUGUAGCCCCACCCAGGCCUCGCGGUAGCCCCGCCCAGGUCGCCGUAGCCCCGCCCAGGUCACCGUAGCUCCGCCCAGGCCACGCAGCGGCAGGCCUGGCUGCCGCCCUCAGCCUGCAGACUCAGCCUGCAGUGGGCCCUUCCGGCGGUCCGGGGUCCCCAGGGAGCACUGGGUGGCCUCGCCCUCAGGGGCCUAAACGGGGCCAUGAGGACGGGCCUGGAACUCUGCCAUGUACCUGAGCAGAGCAGAGGGAAACCUCUUCCUUUUUAAGGAAAAAACAAUUUCAGUGUUUAGGGGAGUGGUUUGGGUUUGGGGAAACAGAGGACACCUCCGGAGGAGAUGGCCUUCUUUUUAAAAGCAAAAACACAAGCAAAACACACAACCUCACAGCUGCCUGGCAAGCCCAGCGCCUCUUGUCUGGGCCCAAGCGGGGCUCAUGGGCGGCCACACGCCCCUCCUGGAAGGGUGCGUGCGUGUGAGUGUAUGAGAGCGUGUGGGCUGGUGUGUGGAUAUGUAUAAAUACGUAUAUAUGGUGUAUACUAUAUGUGUAUAAAUGGAGUCUGUACAUAUUGGAGCUCUGGGAGAUGCUGGAAUAAAAGGCAAGAAAAAUGGCAGUG